Messenger RNA from Penicillium verrucosum, 852 nucleotides. Its product is annotated as WW domain-containing protein. Bases 1 to 852 code for a protein of 283 amino acids. The transcript has a single exon. Gene Ontology annotation, molecular function: protein binding. NCBI's taxonomy places the organism in Eukaryota, Fungi, Ascomycota, Eurotiomycetes, Eurotiales, Aspergillaceae. The record is from RefSeq and is a predicted model, not a curated record.
AUGUCCACAUCACCAGAAGCAUCGGCAUCUGUUCCACAAGAAAGUGCCAGUGGCUCACCCAGCCCUGUUCUGUCGGGCCCUGAGACAGAAGCCAAGCAUGACAUCGACAGCCAGAAAGACGAGGAAAAGAACGAAGAAACCCGACCAAUUGAGGAACCGAGAAUGGACGCGUCCAAGUCGCAACCUCAUGAACCUGAGCAAGAUGAACUAACAUCUGCACCACCGCUCCCCGCUGAAGUCCCACCACCACUUCCCACCGAGGCUCCACCUGCACAGGUCGAGGACGAUGGAUGGGAACCUGCAUGGGACGCCACCGCAGGGGCAUAUUACUUUUACAACCGCUUUACUGGAGUUUCCCAGUGGGAAAACCCCCGCGUGCCAGAAGCCUCAGCAGUCCCAGCAAUCCCAGCAGCACCCGGCACAGAAGUCAGCCACGACGCAGCUCCGAGAAAGGAACCAGUCCUCGGUGGCUACAAUCCCGCGAUCCACGGCAAUUAUGACCCCACCGCAUCGUAUGCGCAAUAUCACGAAGAGCCAGCACAGGCUGCACAGCCCGCGAACGCACUCGGGUUUGAUCCCUCCACGGCAUAUGCAGCUACCGGCACAUUCAACCGCUUCACUGGACGAUGGCAACCUGCAACAAUCAAUCCGGAUAAUCACAAUGAUGAGAACAAGUCUCGCCGACAGAUGAACGCUUUCUUCGACGUUGAUGCGGCAGCAAAUAGCCAUGACGGCCGGAGUUUGCGCGCAGAGCGCAGCGCUAAGAAAUUGACCAAGCAAGAGUUGAAGCAGUACAAGGAGAAGCGUCGUGAGAGAAAGGAGGAGAAGAGGCGGGCUUGGCUCAGGGAUUAG